Messenger RNA from Spirometra erinaceieuropaei, 9150 nucleotides. Lineage: Eukaryota; Metazoa; Platyhelminthes; Cestoda; Diphyllobothriidea; Diphyllobothriidae. The record is from the annotation of a GenBank genome assembly.
AUGCCAAAUGGGGUGGGUCUGAACACUCAGAGAGAGGCCGCCCGACGCAUUGCCGACUACCAACCACUAAUCAGCAUAGGAUGUUCCCAGUACCUCCAGUUCUUCCUCUGCACAGUCUACUUUCCCAUGUGUAGUACGAAUCUAGCAGCAUCGAUAACGCUCAGACCCUGUCGGGGCUUCUGUCUCCAUGUAAAGCAACACUGUGAGCCGGUAAUGCGAACCUUCAGUUUCCCCUGGCCAUCAGACCUCGACUGUGCUAUGCUGCCUGAAGACAGUGGAGAUGAGCUCUGCAUUCAGCCGCAAAGAGUGAACCCUGCUGAGAAUGGGGUCCUGGCAGCAAAAGCAAAUCAGCCCUCUGAGCUGCAGCCGACCUGCUUCACGAGACAGGACGCCUCUUGUCUGCCGCCGUGCUGCACUAGUGUUCUCUACAGCAACAAGGCUAAAGGCUUCGCCGAUUCCUGGCUUCUCAUCUGUGGUCUUCUUGGCCUCUUUUGCGGUCUACUUACUCUCGCUACGUACGCCUCAAACAGCUCGAGGUUUAUCUAUCCCGAUCGGAUUAUGAUCUACCUAGCGAUCUGCCUGCUUAUGCAGUCGGCCGCGUUAAUGAUGCAGCCCCUGUUGGGUCGAGGUCAACCAGUGUGUCCGGGGAAUGGAGGUAUGCUUCUUCCGAAUGUGACCCUCUCUCAGCAGGAAUGGGGUCGACUGGCUUGUUUCUUACAAGCAGCUCUGCUGUACUACAGCGUCUCUGCUCGACAGGUUUGGUGGAUCCUGCUAGCGGUGGCCUGGUUCUUGUCCGCGGCCCGAGGAUGGGCACCUGAGGCCUUCCUGACCAUUGCGAAAGGUUUUCAUCUCUGCGCAUGGCUGCUGCCUCUUCUGCCGGCCCUGUGUAUCCUACUCCCAGCUUCACCUCUGCCUCACCUGGUGUCUGAUUUCAAUGAACUGACCGGCGUCUGUUGUCUCGGAAAUGCCAGCAGACGAUUGCACUUUGUCCUUCUGCCCGAACUAGCUAGCCUUGUCAUCGGCACUAGUCUGUCUGCGGCGGCCUUUACCACACUGAAGCGUCUGCUGAAGCAGUUGAGAACUGUGGGCAGUGCAAAGAGGCCACCGUUUCGCUGUCACCUGCUUCCGCACCUUGUCACCGGCCGGAAUUCACGUCGGCUGUCUCAGCGUCUGACAAAAAUGGGCGUUGCUGUGGGAGCCUAUGUGCUGCUAAUGCUGCUGGUGUCGCUGUGUGACCUCUAUCACUUUUCCGGAGCAGCCGGCUGGCGCAGGAGUCAGUUGGUAAUGGCGCAGCGACCCGAGUGUUGCCGUUUUGCGAAUGGGACGAGUACAGAGGCAGAAACCACCAAAUGUACCUACGGUCUCCUGCUGCCCCAGCCGGCGGUGGAGCUGCUACGCCUUGCCCUGUCGCAGGCAGUUGCCCUAGUAAUCGGACUGUACAUCUGGGGCAAUGGGAAGACCUGGCGUUGGUGUCUGGUACGAUGGUGGAACUGUGCCCGCCUUCAAGGCUCCAGCUCACUGAAGGAGACUAACGAAAGCACCUUCUUAAAUUCCACGUGCGGGACCCUGCAACAGGGCUUCGGUGAGUUCUCUCUCUAGAAGCCUUUCGUGGAAGCCUUAGACGUAUGGCGAAAAUCAAGCUUGUUAAAUUUUUCUAAGUAGUUUUGCUGGUCAGAUGUGGCUAUGCAGCCGCAUCGGAGGUAAACAAACCCCAUCCGCUUGUAACAUGAGACCGGUGGUGAUAGGGGGUUUUUAGGGGUGGGGCCGGGGAAUGCACAGGCGACGAGGUCAAGUAAUUGUAUGCAAAGGAAAAGCUAUUGGGAAUGAGCGGUCGGUAACAAUCGGGAGAUGGCACCCGAAAAAUCCGUUACCUAGAAAUAAUACCUUUAACAGUGGACUCAAACGCCUUCAGGCUAUAUCAGCGGUUGCAGGCCUACUUUCACGCACUACUUGGACUUUCCCCGACGGUCUAACAUGGGCUGGCCGAACGAACAUCGCAGGAGGUUACAUGGACAAUGGUCGCUGUUACCCAACCUUCCCCAUCGUUACACACGUAUGCUUGAAUAUACGGCAUACAUGCGAAUUAUGGCAGUUUAUUACAAAACAAAAUCACUUUUAAAUAGGAUAAGUCUGCACAACAUGGGACAGGAACAGUUCCCGGGCAUCUGUCAAAGACAUGGCAUUGAGGCCAAACCAAAGACGAUACUGUACUUCGUCUAUGUGAGCCCACACAGCUCGACCACAUACAGGGCCCCCCCUCUUAGAGUUUCCUUUUCAGUCUACUUCAGUAUGCCUCAAUGGCAUUGGUGUGCCGUCCGGUGGUAGGGUCCUUGAAGUUCUUUGAGUGGUUAACAGAAAAAUUUAGAUAACCUUCUGAGGAAGACUAUUAUACGCCUUCCACUCGUCCGUUACCACUAUACUGCCUUUGGCGACCCACUUUGUAAUAACGGAACGGAGAGCGGGCCAACUUCGAUCAUACACCUGUUCAAAUAAGACUUUCCGUCGGCUAGUAUCAUACAUCCCGACCAGCCACCACCCAUAAAACCCCUAUUGCCACCUGUCCCGUAAGACAGGCUGCUUUGGUUAGGCGGAUUUUUUUGAUUGCCAUCUCCCGAUGGUUACCGAGCGGUCUUACUGUGAGUGGUUGAGAAAUAGUUGCCCUAAUCCCUCUCCCCGACCCCUAACCGUAACCCUUAGCUCUAACCCCUAACAGCAUUACGUCCAUCAGGUGCGGCUGCAUAACCACAUCCUACCGUCUUGUUUUAUGGCACACCAAAGGGUUGAGAUUACUGGGCAGAUUGCCUUGCGUGGACAGAAUACGUGAACGACAGACAGUGCCGGUUAGAGCCAUCUUAGAUGGGACAAUGUUUUCGGGUGGUGGAGAGAGACAGAGCCAGUGUAACUUUAUCGAUUUUCACGUUAAAAGAGGCUGACCUCGCAACCUCCGCAGAGUAUUCAUCAGGAGGAAGAGGAGUCCUCGUUGUGAGUCAGCUGACAGACCGCCUAGCUGGCAUAGCACGUCAAGUCUAUUCGGUUGGCUGGAGGCUCAUUCCCGUCCUACAGUACUGGCUGCACAAGCCCCGGCGAGUAAAUUAGUCAACGAUUUGUUUCAUAUGACAAUUUCUUCUUUGGCUUCAAAAUAACAGGGGUAAGUCGCAAUGAGGCUUUAUCGGAGACACAUGCAACUAUGCUCCAUCAUACAUAGGCAGCUCGCUGAGAGUGCAGCAGGCCAGACGCAGACAGCUGUUUCACGGUCGUUACCGAUCAUCAGUACGUUAUAGGCUUUAUGAAGUGAGGUGUGUAAACAUGUCAAGUAGGUGUUUGACUCUACUGUUGUGGUUAGGAUCUCACUCGAUCCCAUUAUUAAGACCUAUGACGUACUGAUGAUUGGUAAUGACCGUGAAGACGGGGAUAGGGGGUAGGGGGCGCUCACCGAUCGUUUAUACGGAACUCACUCGUUCCGUUGUGCCUUACGGGCUCUCUCUCAAGCCCAGCCGGCAGCCGCACAGCGGCGCGUGAUACAGACAGUACGUUAUUACCGACAAAGGGAGACUGGAAUGGCCAUUUCUGGCUUAUUAGCCGUCGUACCAACCCCGAAGUGUGGGCUCGAGAGAGAGAGCCCGUAAAACACAACGGAACGAGUGAGUUCCGUAAGAACGAUCGGUGAGCGUCCCCUACCUUUGUAUAUUCCCGAUCGAAACCGACAGGGCAACGGGCUCGUGAUCCAAUGGUUAGAGGCGUGGACCUCUAACUAACAGGUCACGAGUUCGAGCCUCGGGUGUGCCACACUUCGGGGUUGGGUAUGACUGGCUGACGACGGCUAGUAAGCCGGAAAUGGCCAUUCCAGUCUCCCUUGUCUUUGUCAGUAAUGGCAUACAAUUGUCUGCGUCUGGCCUGUUACACUCGUGGCGAGCUGCUUGUGUAUUGUAUGUGAUAUUUGUCCUAUGAAGGAGGAUAAAGGAGUUUUACGGAUGGAAACUUGACAACCAUACCGAAAGCUCUUGCACUAUUACGUUUCCGGAUCAGUUACCAGAUCCUUCCCUGAACAUGAGCGAGCAGUAUUUUCUUUAUAAGAUCGUACUGUUUCCUAUUGACUACUUCAUAUAGUGAACGGGCUUGAAUUAGUAUUUAGUUAAUACACGAAAGCAAUCACAUGGCGUUAAAAUCGUUUUCUGGCUUGUCGCAUAGUAUAAACGAUGUCGUCUGCUCCUUUAAAGAGACCAGCUCUUAAAAUCGCUUUUACCAUUAUUAUUGCCGUAUUUGGGUGGUCUUACACCGAAAUUUCGGGGGUGUUAUAUGUACGUAUAUCUGACGCUCUGCUAGUUAAGAAAGGAUCCGAGGUCUGUCACUUGUGAUCAGAUCCUGUGCUCGCCAGCCCGUCCCAGUUGUAGGGCGUAAUGCUGGUGUUCAUUUUGCCCCGAAGUUACAGCGGGUGGCAUGGGCCAGAGCUCCAGAUCAGAGCUUUAAACGUAAACAAAAUGAUCGUGUCCGCUCCUGAAAUCAGGCCAGAUAGGUGAGCGGGCCUUCCACAUGGCCGGCAAAGUUAAUUACUUUUCCCUUUUUCUCUUUGACUAGCAGGGAGACCUGAUUGGAAAACAGCUCGGCUUUUACACGCUGCACGCGCACCAUUUGAAGUUGAUCGGCAUACCAAAUGGCCCGUACAAUCCCCCUCUAGGACAUCAACAUUCAGUGCACUUAUAUGGGAGUUUUUUGCUAUGAAUGGCGAAUCGGCCCCGCCGGUAAUAGUGGAAGGGCGUCUACUCUCCCCUCCCCCCCCCCAUAGCCUAACUAAUACGGAAUUAAAUCCAUGCGUUGUCGACUGCCUGUGCCUCUAAAACGGGCCACGCAGUAGAUGUGCUGGACCCACACGGGAGUGGGGGGCUACAUCGGAUUCGGGUAGGAGUUGUCGCUAUUGCUCCCACACAACAAAUGCCAACAUUUGGGGCGUGAUGGCAGGCCCAGUUGCAGGCCCACGCCGCGCCACUUGGGCAUCCGUGAUGCUGUCCUAUUUUUUUUGGCGUCAAGUGUUUGUUGCAAACCGGGGCGGCGUGGUGGUACGCCUACGUGCGGGUUUACACCGUGUCAGCCACCUGCGUCCUCGGGUCAUCUUGACCACCGUCAUGAUACCUAUAUACGGGUGGGGGAGGAGGAAGGAGUGCGGCAGAUGCAGCGCAAGCCUACUAUCACUACAAGUAAUUCAUGCCUAAGUCACAGCCCCCGCUUUCGCUCUGCUGUGGAACACACGGUGGACAUCGUCUAAAUCGACGUUCGAACUACUGGUCUGUCGACUGUCUGCGGGUCGGCCAGUAGGGAGAAAUUUCUGUCCCAUUAGUCGAGACAGGUUACAGCUCAGGAUCCAUCGGCGCGUUCAUUUUUUGUGCAGAUGAUAAGUUGAUGGGCAGUGCAAAGUGCAGUGACAUUAGAUCUUGUGUCCGUUUUAAUGAGCCGCCAAAACAAUCGCAUACUUUGGAAUUUCAUACAAACUUACGCUGCUGAAGCGUAGUCCCGCUUCUCGAAACGACUCGAUGUAAAGAUAAUGAUGACAUUCCCUUAGAUUUCAGCCGGAAUAAAGGACGUAUUAGAUAUCCUGGGAGCGAAAAGAGCUUGUUAAUAUGUGAUUAUGUAGCGGCACCUGAUGAACACAGUACUGUUGGCCUACUUAAUUAGUUUGAGUUGGUGUGAUUAAGUUGGCAUGGUGUUGCUGUAGGUUGCGAUGCGUGUUCUGUUGGACGCCUGGUUUCUUUGUUGCCCUAUCUACUUUUUUGGCUCCAUGUCGGUGGUGUUUCUUGACUUUCGGCCUGUCUUCUCCUUUUAACUUUCGCGUUGGAUGUUUCAGGGUCAGGGUUUAGGGCUGCGGUCAAGGGUUAGGGUUGGGGGUUAGGGCAACUAUUUCACAACCACUCAAAGUACAACCUCGCAUUUCCAAUAGCUUUCCUUUCACAUACGAUUACUUGACCUCAUCGCCUGUGCGUUAUCCGACCCCACUUGUAAAGACCCCACUACCACCUGCCCCGUAUUACAGGUGGCUGGGCUUUGUUUACCUCAGGUGCGGCUACAUAAUCACAUAGGACCGCUUUUUUACAAACCUUACGGAAUUAAGCUUUUAUUAAGGCCUUGCAAAAGCAAAACUAUUGCUGACACACCUCUACUGAAUACGCAUAGAAAAUCCACGAAUGACUGCAAUUAACGUCGGCAAUGAGGGUAUUACAGUUCUGUUCUGAAUUUUAUAAUUUAUCUGUUUAAUUCAAGUAAAAAAAAGUCCAUUUAUGGCACGCCGCUGGCGUCUCUUGAAAAUCCCUCCCAGUCAGGCACGGGAAUAUAGACAACCCGUUCUAGAGAGAGGCCUUGCCCUAAAUUCCAGUGGGUGAGAGUUAGUUAGGGUCAGUGUUAGGGUUUGGAUUAGGAUUAUGGCCAGGUUGGGGUCUAGUAAGGUUAGGGUUAGGGUAAGCUUCGGGGCUCAAGUUAGGAAACGCGAAUAGGGACCCGUAAUUUAGCGGUGGGUCUAUGCUCCCUAAAGAGGCGUUAACUGAGUGCCUUCGGUGUGAUUUUGGAUACAUUGAGUCAACAAAUGCGUAUUUUUCGAGCCUGGCUCUAUUUUAAAUAACCAUGUUGGUGCGGACUAAUUUUGUUGAAAGCUCAUCCCCUAAGUCCUUCUAUUUCGGUGUCUGACAGCCGUAACCCGUUGCUUACCCUAAAGCGACACAUUUCCCAAGGUGGCUUGUGUUCUCCGAAGAGACGGCAACAUUUCGAAUUUUGAAGUAGGAAGACUCGAAAAUGUCAGGGUGGCAAUUUGAGGAUGCCGAUUAUGUCGUCUUGUUCAUCACGUAAGAAACAACAUCUUUACUCCUCUUAUGGGUUAGAGGACAUCAUCUCAGUGGGCGCUUGACCAUUCACUGGCUGUUUGUAGACAAUCAGCAUUCCUGCUAAAUCAAGCUGUCGACAGUAUUCAUUCGCGACUUGGCUAGCUCCGUGAGAGAGUGUUGCAGGUGUUGAAACCUGUUACAACUAAAACUGUUUGAUGAUUACCAGCUGAGCUAACCAACGUUUCGUGUCGUCUUGGCGGCAAGAAUAUGCACUGACGAUGGUAUCGUAUGUGGCAUGACUGACAAAACGGGAAGGAAGGACGCCUGUAACCCAUAAGCGUAACAGCAAAAUACUGACCCUAACCCUAACUCUAAGCCUGGUUUUAACGCCAAUCCUAACCUAAACACUUCAACCUGGCACUAACCCUGACCUUAAUUCCAACCCCGAUUUUAACCCUUAAACUUAACCCUGGCCCUAGCCUUAAGCGCCAACAUUAGGGUUGGCCCAGCAUCAACAUUAGCUUUGUAAAGUAGGCUAAAUGCGAGGCUCAGGGGAAUGAGUCAGUUUCCGGUCAAUACUACUAUCAGAGUUAUGCCUCCCCCCGCACAACCCCCUAUGCAAUCUGUUACCAUCAUGCAACAGAAUCCCAAGACAUUUAGGGUACGACAUGAUGGUAGCUUUUGACUGCGUGUCCUUCCGGCCACCGUCAAGAAGUAUACGCGUUAAAAGUGGUCAGUUAAGUAAUAUGGAUUGCACCAGUGAAUGUCGAUGCCCCUAAAUUUCCAAAAAUGUUUUAGGGGGAUCAUGUACGAAAUAUUGCUUUUGUACUCCUUUUGUUAUAAAUUACGUUCUUUUCAUAUUUUUACUAACGAACUAUUACCUUCUAGCUUUAAGUUCUUUUCCGGGUGGUUUUGAACCCAACUCAUCGUUUUACUUGCCUUCGGGGUUUCCAAAUUAUACAGACUGUACACUUUCCAUUAAAAAAAAUAAUGCAUGCUUCUAUGCCAUUAAUAAGAUGGCAUACAAAACUCAUAAGCCCUACCGUGAGCAUGGACAAUGUUGCGUGCUUUAAAAAGAGCAUUAAGAAACGCAUAAAUGCGAUGUUAUUUGCAUUGACAUUUUACGGCCUUACAAGAUUUCAUAAUUACGAACUUAUUUGGAAUUGCAAAAUAAAAUUGCUCGAGUAAAAAUAUCGAAGAUGUAACUAACUAUGACGUGAGCAUUAAAAUACUCCUAUGCGUGCUUUUAUAAAAUAUUUUAAACUAAUAAGGGCAUCAACUUUUAGUGGAUAAACGUAUGUUACAUAAUUAGUCAUUUUUGGCUGGUAUCCUGGCGGGGCUAAAAUAUUUUGUUCUGUCGAAUGACAAUCAAUACUACAACCUCACUUAAAUAAUCCAUCCUAACCGGGAUCAUAUUUCGGAAUUCUAGUUGAUUUUUCAUGAACCAUGUCACCUACUGUAACUUAAUAAAAUCGCGAGGUCUUCGGCAAAGGCUGUUGGGCCUUUUCUUAUACUUGCAGAAUAGAGCAUUUCACAUCCGUAAAUCCUACGGAAAAACCAAGGUACGUGAUUCUUCAUGCACUGUGCUUUGUCACUUCUUUUUUCCAAACGGCGGAAUCUGGUUAAUCCGGUCUUGAGACCCCACCUCCGAGCUCCUUCAAUAGCUUUGAAGGAAAUCAGCUCUAAUCUGGUAACUGGAACAGAUGAGCGAAACAACACGGCAAAGUAGUUGAUGCGAACCGAAGCAAUUACUACGCCGAAUGUCGAUAGUUGAAGUCAAACCUGUGCUCGGUGGCUUGAGCGUGGGCUACAACUCAGUAUUUACCGGACGGUGUACUCACAGCCCACAAAUAACGCAUUCCCCAUGAGUCAAUUGCAUCUGUCUGCUUCUAGUGAUGGAUGUGGUCAUGAAUUUGAAACUUCGGGUGAAUAAGUAACCUAUUCCUGAGACCGGGUCUGCAUCUUAUCAGUUAAUGCGCUCUCUUUGACCGGCGUUUGAGCUUACGUAAUCAACAACUUUCCUUUAGAUUUCCCGCCCAACUCCUCCCGUUCAACCAACCCUCCACGGAGUGCGUCUGCCUGCGAAGCGGAAGUGGCCGGAAGGGUUAUAUCGGCCUCCACACCGCGAGUCAACACCCUCCACAAGACCUGGAGCUGUCCUCUGGAGGAUGACUCCUACCUCGGCGUCCGAAUGACGCACCCCCAAAACGAACGGGCUCUCCGCCAUUGGCUAGAAUCCGCCGGCCACCUUGACUCUCUCGGUGCCAGCAGCCGACCUCUGAUGUACGAAUAUGCAGAGAAUGCAAGCACUUCGAGCCUUUCCAAGCCACUGGAAGGGGAGCGUUAA